UUUUUGUUACCUUAAAAAAAAAAAAAAAAUAUAUAUAUAUAUAUAUAUAUAUAUAUAUAUAAAUUCAGAUACCAAGUAGAGUUUUUCAUUACACAUUCUGGUUCCUUAAUUCAAGUCUUCCCGAGGUGAGGGGCGGGAACACCUACAAAGGGAGCCCUGGCGGCCCCGCCCUCUGGAGUCCGGGAGGGGCGUCCUUCUCCUGACGUCACUACGUCGUCCGGGCGCCGAGGACUUUCCCACCGGCAUACGAAUGCGUGCUCUGCGCAGGCGGGAGGGCGGUGCUUCCCGUGUGUGUCACGAGUCUCGCGAGUUUUGGAGAAAGUUUCUGCCAGAGGCCGCCUUGGAUGCGUGGGGUGUGGCUCCCGGCGAGGGGCGGAGCUGGAGAUGGCGUCCACGGCGGCUCGGCGGCUGGCCUGGGUUGCAGUUCGACCCGGGGCUCUCUGGAGCGGGCCGAGGGGGAGGAGAGGUGGCGAUGUCUACACCGUACCGGGCAGCUCAGGUCUCAGCCAGGUACCGUCGAGGUCAGUCAUCGUCACUCGCAGCGGCGCCAUUUUGCCCAAGCCGGUGAAAAUGUCCUUUGGUCUUCUCCGAGUGUUCUCCAUUGUGAUCCCCUUUCUCUAUGUCGGGACACUCAUCAGCAAGAACUUCGCUGCUCUGCUUGAGGAACAUGACAUUUUUGUCCCAGAGGAUGACGACGACGACGAUUAACAGGGCACAGGAGAAAGCACUGAUGAUGUGGUGGCAUGCUCAGCUCCCUCCCGUCGGCAGAAGGGUCAAGGAAAGCCCUCAGCCUCACCUCCUCAUGGUUUGUGACAAGAGCCCAGAGUCCUGUGCUUUGGGAGGCUCCCUCACGGCUGUCCACAGAGUACUGGAAAUAACAAGCAAGCAAAUUAGGAGUGUAUAAUAAAUGAGUCAUGUAUGAUGA
Mus musculus (house mouse) is the source of this 925-nucleotide messenger RNA. RefSeq names its product single-pass membrane protein with aspartate rich tail 1 (gene Smdt1). Gene Ontology annotation, molecular function: protein-macromolecule adaptor activity; channel activator activity. Bases 385 to 708 code for a protein of 107 amino acids. The transcript is spliced from 3 exons. Gene Ontology annotation, biological process: cellular response to calcium ion starvation; mitochondrial calcium ion transmembrane transport; calcium import into the mitochondrion. The record is from RefSeq and is a predicted model, not a curated record. Gene Ontology annotation, cellular component: mitochondrial inner membrane; uniplex complex; mitochondrion. NCBI's taxonomy places the organism in Eukaryota, Metazoa, Chordata, Mammalia, Rodentia, Muridae.